UAUAGUAGAUAUUACGGCAAUAAUUAUUAUUAGUAAUUCUCAGUUUCAUAUUAUUCACCCUGUAUUUAAUAACCACAACAUGCCAACGUGACACUUUGAUCUGAAAAAUUUUUGUCAUUUUUUUGUUAAAUGAUUUCUUACAUACAAAAUUUCUUUAGCAGUUUAUAUGACCUUUUCAACGGUGAGAAGUGCAGUAAUAAUUCUUUAAGACUUGUACAAGUUAUUUUUCGACAUGGUAAUAGAACCAACCUUACCUCAGCCACGUACAAAAUUGAUCCUUACAGAUUUGAGCAGUAUUAUCCUUAUGGUGUUGGGCAACUUACUAAAGAAGGGAAGUUAAAAUCAUACAAGAUGGGCCAAGACCUCCGUAAACGAUACAAACAAUUUCUGGGUGAUGUUUAUUUGAAUAAAAUGGUUGAAGGUAUAAGCUCGUCAAAAACAAGAGCCCAAUGUAGCCUUCUAGCAGCUUUGGCAGGACUGUGCCCCCCAAAUAAAAACGAAAUUUUCGAAAAACGUUUGAAUUGGCAACCCAUUCCAUAUAACACAUUAUGUGAACAACAAGAUAAGUUAUUUCUUAAAACAGACAAUGAAAAGUUUGUAAAACUGUAUUGCGAGCUGCAAAAAAACCCAGAAACUAUGGAAAUCCUAAGUAGAUACUGCAACAUUUUUUCCUAUCUAACAGAUUAUACAGGGCAGGAAAUAAAAACCAUUAAAGAUUCUUAUUUCUUGUACGGUUGCUUUAAAGUUGAGGAAGAACUAGGCUUUGUCCUGCCUGAUUGGAGUUGUAAAGUAUACCCUGACCCCUUACAUGAAAUGGCCUUAAUUUUUUUUACAGAGCUAACCGAAAAUUUGGAAAUUAAGAGGCUUUUUACAGGGUAUCUGAUGAAAUUCAUGGUUAACGAAAUGAAUGAGAAAAUAACCGAUAGGCAGAAUAAUAGGAAAAAAAUGGUGCUCUACUCUGCUCAUGAUUUGCAAGUGAUGUGUUUCUUGAUUGCAAUAGGAUACUGCAACAUUGAAAUACCUCCAUAUGCAGCAUAUAUUUUGGUUGAGUUGCACGAGAUUGAUAAUGUUUUUGGUGUCAAGGUGUUUUAUCAAAAUUACAAAUCCAGUAAACCGUGUCAGGUGAAAAUUAAAGGUAAAACCUUCACCCCACUGGACGAGUUUGUUUGUAUGAUUAAGGAUUCGUUUCCGAAGGACUAAUGUAAUAAAAUUUAAAUGUAGCAACAUGAAAUAAUAAAUUUUGUAAUACUUGUGCCACAAAAGCUCUCUAUUGAAAGGAACUUCUCUAUGGAUUCCCUUCAUCGAGAAUUACGUCCUUUCAGGACAAACAUGCUCUUCAGUAACAAAGUGGUGAGAGCGGAGUAGUUUGAUGUAUAACAUGUAUAAAGCGGCAGCAAAAUUCGAUGUGAAACGCAGCAGUUCGCUUUAAAGACCUUUUAUAAAGGGUUUAUUUUAAUUAAUCGAUAGUUGCCUUCUGUCCCUAUACAUACACACAUUCUGUUAAAUCAUAUAGUGGUUAAAGUAA
Brassicogethes aeneus is the source of this 1525-nucleotide messenger RNA. The record is from the annotation of a GenBank genome assembly. Lineage: Eukaryota; Metazoa; Arthropoda; Insecta; Coleoptera; Nitidulidae.